Entelurus aequoreus (snake pipefish) is the source of this 676-nucleotide messenger RNA. Its product is annotated as ras GTPase-activating protein 2-like. The transcript is spliced from 5 exons. NCBI's taxonomy places the organism in Eukaryota, Metazoa, Chordata, Actinopteri, Syngnathiformes, Syngnathidae. The record is from RefSeq and is a predicted model, not a curated record. The coding region runs from base 215 to 676 and encodes 153 amino acids.
UCACAGAACGUGCAUUUGUCAGGAAGCGUUAAACGCGGACUACAAUGCAACAUGAAUAAACUAUUAUGACGAUGUCGGCUCCACACUGUGUGUGUUUUGAGGCACCCUGACGUAACGCGGCGGCGGGGCUGUCUCUCUCCCACUCUGCCCGCCUGCCUGCAUUCAUAAACGGAUAUGAUAAAGCGGCGCUGAACAUACCGGAGCGGCGACGACCAUGGCGGAAGAGGACGACGCGAGGAUUCGGAUUCUACAGAGCCUGCGUGGGAAAAUAUGUGAAGCUAAAAACCUGGGUCCGGUCUCCGGUCCAAACCGACAAAGGGAUCUCUGCACUUUUUGCACCAUCAGUUUGGAUCAGGAGGAGGUGUUCCGAACUAAGAUGUUUGACAAAAGUGUCAGCCCCUUCUAUGGUGAGGACUUUUACUUUGAGAUUCCUCGGUUUUUUCAGUGUUUAUCAUUCUACAUUUAUGCCAAGAGUGUUUUCCAAAGAGAUUUACCAGUUGGGAAAGUGUCAAUCAGAAAGGACGACCUGUGUGAAUAUAAAGGGAAGGAACACUGGUUUAGUCUUCAGCCAGUAGACCCUAACUCCGAGGUCCAGGGUAAGGUUCAUCUGGAGAUGAGACUCAACGAAGUGAUCACAGAGAACGGCUCAGUGGGUCAACACUUACUUGUGCGGUGA